Onychostruthus taczanowskii (white-rumped snowfinch) is the source of this 1825-nucleotide messenger RNA. It is a transcript of the gene MDFI, whose product is annotated as MyoD family inhibitor. Bases 1 to 654 code for a protein of 217 amino acids. Lineage: Eukaryota; Metazoa; Chordata; Aves; Passeriformes; Passeridae. The transcript is spliced from 4 exons. The record is from RefSeq and is a predicted model, not a curated record.
AUGGAGCAGCCCGCUGCCAGCAGCGCUGGAGAGGUGCCCGAGCCCUCGCUCCCUGUCCCGAGGCAGAUCCCCGCGGUGCCGAGGAAGGACAAAGCCCUGGAAGGUGACAAAUCCCCGGUGACAGUGCUGACCAAAGGCCCCCGGGCCGAGCUCGGCGGCGCUCCCGAAGCUGUGACAUGCCAGCCCCAGGUGCGACCACCCCCGCAGCCCCCCGGGCCCUGCACGCAGCUGCUGCCCAACGGGGAGGCGGGCAACGGGACGUGCCGGGCCGUGCCCAGCGCGCAGAAACCGCAGCGAAAGCUGCAGCAGCACCACUCCAUCAACAGCCAGAGCAGCAGGAAGAGCAAGGGCAGCUCCAAGUCGCCCUCUUCGCACAUCCCCAUUGAGGCGCAGGAAGACUGCUGCGUCCACUGCAUCCUCUCCUGCCUCUUCUGCGAGUUCCUGACCCUCUGCAACAUCGUGCUGGACUGUGCCACCUGCGGCUCCUGCACCUCCGAGGACUCCUGCAUCUGCUGCUGCUGCUGCAACUCGGGCGAGUGCGCGGACUGCGACCUGCCCUGCGACAUGGACUGCGGCAUCAUCGACGCCUGCUGCGAGUCCGCCGACUGCCUGGAGAUCUGCAUGGAGUGCUGCGGGCUCUGCUUCUCCUCCUGAGGGGCCCUGCUGGGUGGGGGGGACCUGCACGGGACCCCCCGGGCUGUCCCACAGCGGGUGAGGCUCCAGAUGGUCCCGGAGGAGGAGGAGGAGGAGGAGAGCGAAUCCCCCGCUGGAAUCCUCGUCCUUGGAGCUGUGUCCUGCCCGGGGAAGGGUGACCCCAGAGGGCUGUGGGGGCUCUGGAGCUGUCCUGGCCUGCUCUACCUCUGCCAGCACUGGGGGGACUGUGGGAGCCUCCUGCCACCUGAGCCGAGAGCAGGAGAGCCCGUCACACAGAGCCACCCCAGCCUGGGGGACAGCCAUCCUGCAGAGCCACACCAGCAUUGGGGACAGCCCAUCCUGCAGAGCCACCCCAGCCUUGGGGACAGCCCAUCCUGCAGAGCCACCCCAGCCUUGGGGACAGCCAUCCUGCAGAGCCACCCCGGCAUUGGGGACACAUAUCCUGCAGAGCCACCCCAGCACUGGGGACAGCUUGUCACACAGGGCCACCCCAGCCUUGGGGACACAUGUCCUGCAGAGUCACCCCAGCUCCUGGCGUUGGGGACAGCCCAUCUCGCUGCCACCACCCCAGGACAGCUCCGGGGGGUUACAGGGGUGGCACAGAGCAGGGACACCACCCAGGCUGGGUGACCCGCGGGCACUGGGACACGCUGGAGCCUCCAGCCCUCUGCGGGGUCCCGAGCUGGGGGACACGUCCUGCCAGGCCCCCUGCCCCCAGUGCCCAGCCUGGCUGCCAAGUGCAAUGCCCACUGCCUGAGCCCUCCUGGAAGAAGCUUUUCCUGCAGCUGUCACCGAGCUCUGUGUGUCCCCCGUGUGUCCCCCGUGUGUCCCAGGCGUGGUGGGGCAGGGUGGCGUGGCUUGGUUAGUGCCAAAUGACCCCCAGCAGUUGCUGGCCCCAUGCCACCAUCCUCAGGACAGAGGUGGGGUAGCAGACACCCCUCUGACGGGCUGGGGAGACGGGAGGGGAAGUGUCAUGGUAUUUUUUUUUUUUUGUUCCUUUUUACUGUAAAUAAAGGUCUUUCUUCAUUUCUGACUGGCAGCUGGCCCAGCACGUGCUCUGCAAGGCUCUCCCCAGAGACAGAGGCUCCGUGUCCCCUGUCCCCGUGGCCCAUCCUGCUCCCAGCUGGCUUUGGGGACAUGGGACAGGUCACUGAAAGCCCCAGGGUGCUCC